Arabidopsis arenosa is the source of this 1038-nucleotide messenger RNA. NCBI's taxonomy places the organism in Eukaryota, Viridiplantae, Streptophyta, Magnoliopsida, Brassicales, Brassicaceae. The record is from the annotation of a GenBank genome assembly.
CCACUCUCUCAAAAAUAUCUCCCAUUUACAAUUAUACCCUUCUCCUUCCCAAUUCUCUCAUUUUCCUCCCAACAUUUUCAUUUCCCUUCCCUUCUAGAUCUCAGAUAUCACCAUGGGAGUCGCUGUUGUUCUUCAUCCUCAUGAUUGUUCUCAUAAAAAACCGGUACCCAAUCGCCGUCGCCGGAGUCCGCCACGUCACCAAACCCCGAUCUCUCAUCCUCCUCCGCCUCCUCCUCUCAACAACACCAAUCCGGUUCGAAUUCUGAAACGUGGCGAAGAUAUCACCGUUAAGAUACCAGAUCUGAAAUCUAACCGUCAAACCGGUUCAGAUCCGGUUAAGAUUUCGGAUCCGAUUAGAAUUCCAAACCGGAAACCGAUGCCGGCUUUGUUUUACGCUGGUCCAGUCACAUCAACCUCUCCUCCGCCUAGCGAAGUCCCUUUACCGGCGUUCUUCGCUAAGAAAAACGUCUCUGAUGCAACCAAUGAUCUCAUCAGAAUCCUGCGAUUAGAUAUCGCAUGAUUCAUUUCUUUCUCCGAUCAUCUAAAUCCACCUUUAACCGACGAAAAUGUCCGGUUCUCCGAUCGUUUAAACCAGUCGCAUUCUCCGAUCGUCGGGAUUUAAAAGAGCUCUAGAGACAUCUUUUGUUAUGAAACGUUUUUCGAAUUCUUCUUUUAUUUUUUCAAGGGGAAGAUUCGAAGUAAUCUUGUUAAACAAGUCUUUAGUUUCGCUUCUAGGGUUUAGUAUGUAGUAAUAUGUGAAUAGGCUUAAGCAUUUCAUUGUCUCUUUGUAGGUUCUCUUUUGAAUAAAGUUAUGGCUUGUAAUGUUUUUUUUCUUAGAGUUUUCAUAAUAAUAAUCUGUUAAGUGUGAUUUAGGUUUGAAGUAGAGAAAUGUAAUCUUCUAAGUAUUUCUUAUUGGAAAUAGCUCUUUAUGUGUUUGAUAUCUUCCUCUUGUUGAUCAUCAUUUGAAUUUUAAUGAGAUUUUUGUAGAUUAUACUGUGUGAGUUGGAUUACAAAGAAAAGUAAAGUGGUUGCUAGUUA